Molecule: messenger RNA, 2610 nt
Organism: Thlaspi arvense
Lineage: Eukaryota; Viridiplantae; Streptophyta; Magnoliopsida; Brassicales; Brassicaceae
Source: the annotation of a GenBank genome assembly
AUGGUAUUGGGUUUAAGCUCCAAGAACAGAAGAGGUUCAUCGAUACAAGUUGAUUACGUGGUCCACAUUCAUGAGAUCAAGCCUUGGCCACCUUCACAGUCCCUUAGAUCACUGCGCUCUGUUGUAAUACAAUGGGAGAACGGUGACCGCAACUCUGGGACAACAAAUGUGGUUGCUCCUUCUCUUGGCUCUGUGAUUGGCGAAGGCAAAAUCGAAUUCAACGAAUCCUUUAAGCUGCCCGUGACCUUGUUGAAAGAUGCGUCUGCUCGGAACAAGGUUGGUGAUGUGUUCUUCAAGAACGUCUUGGAGCUCAACUUAUACGAGCCUCGCAGAGAGAAAACACAUCAGCUCUUGGCAACUGCCACCAUCGAUUUGGCGGACUGUGGUAUUGUCAAAGACAGUUUGAGCUUGACUGCUCCGAUGAGCAGUAAACGAAGCUACCGGAACACCACUCCGCCUGUUUUGUACCUCACUAUUCAGCCCGUCGAUAGGCGCCGGGCCACUUCUUCAUCCAGGAAGAGCUCCAAGGAUGAAGCCACAAACGGUGGUGAAUCUGUCUCUGCCUUGAUGAACGAGGAAUACUAUAAGGAAGCUGAGAUUGCUUCCAUCACAGACGAUGACAUUUCCUCCCACUCCUCCUUGACGGUUUCAUCUUCAACUUUGGAGUCUAGUGGUGCCUUUUCCCUGCGAGCUGAAGAGGAAGAACAUGAGAGGGUUAACAAGAAUCCCAAAGGAAAUGGCCACGAGAGAUCACAAUCAGCAUCUGAGAGCAGACGAGGAGAAAUCGCUGACCAGGUUCCCUCACGUUCCUCAUCACUAGAUCUAUCUUCGGUGUUUAAUCUCCCGGUGGACAUUCGUGACUCUGCACCCAACGCUGACACUUGUGUGUCUGAGCUCGAGGACUGUGCUGAUGUGUUUAUAAGCGAUGAUGCUAAGGAGACCAAGUCUGUGCCAUCCCAAAUUGAUUGUCACUCGGAAAAUGCAUCGCCUCGAGCAUCUGAGAAUAGCCAAGAUUUGAUGAGUGAGCAGGAAUCAUCAGAGAGCAGAGUCGAGAAAUCAAGAAAGGUGAAGUCUGUUCGAUCAUCCCUGGAUAUAUCCCGGAGCAACAGCAGCCGGUUGAGUCAGUGCAGUGAAAAAAGAGAGGCUAAGGUGUAUCCAAAGUCUACAGGGGACACAAGUUUGGAGAGCAAAGUGAAGAGGUUGGAGAGUAAAGUAAAGAAGCUUGAGGGUGAGCUAUGUGAGGCUGCAGCCAUGGAAGCAGCUCUCUACUCCGUGGUCGCAGAGCAUGGAAGCUCAUCAACGAAAGUCCACGCGCCUGCUAGACGUCUUUUGAGGCUGUAUCAUCAUGCUUGUGGAGAAAACAAUCUGCCAAGAAGAGCCAAUGCAGCCAAAAGUGCAGUCUCCGGGUUGGUUCUUGUGGCCAAAGCGUGCGGGAAUGAUGUCCCUAGAUUGACAUUUUGGCUGUCGAACACAAUCAUCCUGAGGGCGAUGAUAAGUGCGGAAGAGGAGCCGAGGAGAAGCAAUAAGGCUCAGAGAGAAGAAACAGAGAAACGACCAUCCUUGAGGUGGAGAGAUGCUUGGAAUGAGAGUUUUGAUGGAGCCUGGGAUGACCCUAAAACAUUUGUAACGGCGCUAGAGAAGGUGGAGGCUUGGAUCUUCUCACGCGUUGUAGAAUCCAUAUGGUGGCAGACUUUGACACCGCGUAUGCAGUCGUCGGCAGCGUCCACCAAGAGAAACUCGGGUGACUUCUCAUUAGAGCUUUGGAAAAAGGCUUUCAGGGAUGCACACGAACGCCUAUGCCCUCUGCGAGCAAGUGGGCAUGAAUGUGGUUGCUUGCCCGUCCCUGCGCGUCUGAUAAUGGAACAGUGCGUGGCUCGCCUAGAUGUCGCCAUGUUCAAUGCUAUCCUUCGUGACUCUGAUGAGAAUUUCCCAACAGACCCUGUCUCCGAUCCCAUUGCAGACUCGAGGGUCUUGCCCAUUCCUUGUGCAGUAUCAAGCUUCGGUUCUGGGGCCCAGCUCAAAAACUCGAUAGGAAACUGGUCCAGGUGGCUCACUGAUCUGUUCGGCAUCGAUGACGAUGAUGGCGGCUCCGUUGAUACAUCCUCGUUCAAGACUUUCAGUCUUCUCAAGGCGUUGAGCGAUCUGAUGAUGCUUCCGAAAGAUAUGCUCCUCAACACUUCCGUGAGAAAAGAGGUUUGCCCAAUGUUCGGUGCACCGUUGAUCAAGAGAGUGUUGAAUAAUUUUGUCCCGGAUGAGUUUUGCCCUGACCCAGUUCCUGAUGCUGUACUUGAAGCUCUUGAAUCAGAGGAGGAAGCUGAGAAAGAUACGAUCACAAGCUAUCCAUGCACUGCACCUCCUCCGGUGUACUCUCCGCCUUCAGGGACUUCAAUCUCCACCAUCAUUGGAGACUUUGGGCAGCCCCAAGCGCCGCAGUUAUGCAGAAUCAGGUCUUCGGUUACAAGAAAAGCCUACACGAGCGAUGACGAGCUUGAUGAAUUGACUUCACCCUUGGCUGUUGUUCUUCUUCAACAGGCGGCUUCCCAGAAGCUCGAUAACGAUGAGACAGUCAGGUAUCAACUUCUCAGGGAGUGUUGGACCAACAGCGUCUGA